AUGGCGAAGGCCGACGGACUCUUGAAAAGUAUCCAGCCUGAAGGUGCCCCCGAACUGCAACCGCCCCCUGUGCCAGCGCUGGAGUUUUUACAAUCUUUUGAAGAAGAGAAGAAGAAAUCGGCUCGGACUGACUACUGGCUGCAGCCUGAAAUUGUGGUCAAGAUCAUUACGAAGAAACUCGGUGAGAAAUACCACAAAAAGAAGGCCAUCGUGAAGGAAGUAAUCAACAAAUACACAGCGGUUGUCAAGUUGAUUGAUUCCGGAGACAAGCUGAAACUCGACCAGACACACCUGGAGACCGUGAUUCCCGCACCAGGCAAAAAGGUGCUGGUUUUGAAUGGUGGCUACAGAGGAAACGAAGCUACUUUAGUCUGCAUAAGCGAGAAAACGUUUUCGGCAACAAUACUCAUCGAAUCGGGGCCUCUAAAGGGACGCCAGGUCGAAGGCGUGCCGUAUGAAGACAUCUCCAAACAGGCUUGAAUGGCGAAGGCCGACGGACUCUUGAAAAGUAUCCAGCCUGAAGGUGCCCCCGAAGCUGCGACCGCCCCCUGUGCCAGCGCUGGAGUUUUUAAAAUCUGUUUGCAGAUCCAAACUAAGGAAGCGGGGUCUUAUUUUUUAAGACAGCAGUCUUGGACUAGAGAUUUCUUGCUGUCUAAGCCACUUAACGAACUCUAUGAUGUUUUGCUAUUUAACAGUAUUUCUUCCAGCCCACUUAAACUGGGAUAUUUUAUGAUGUUAAGCGUGAGACGUUGCCUGUCAUAAA
This is a messenger RNA of Gekko japonicus, 763 nucleotides long. Its product is annotated as DNA/RNA-binding protein KIN17-like. The record is from RefSeq and is a predicted model, not a curated record. NCBI's taxonomy places the organism in Eukaryota, Metazoa, Chordata, Lepidosauria, Squamata, Gekkonidae. Gene Ontology annotation, molecular function: double-stranded DNA binding. Gene Ontology annotation, cellular component: nucleus. Gene Ontology annotation, biological process: DNA damage response; DNA replication. The coding region runs from base 1 to 480 and encodes 159 amino acids. The transcript is spliced from 6 exons.